AUGGCCGGUCGAUUGACACGAGGGUUCUUUCAUCGCGAUUUAUCUGGAAUAGAAGCCGAAAAACUUCUUCUCGAAAAAGGCAUUCCGGGUAGUUUCUUGGUGCGACCAUCGACAACAAAAUCUGAUGCAUACGUUCUUUCAGUUCGACGAGCUAAUGAUACCAUUACUCACAUACGUAUUCAACGAACAAACGAUGGAUUUGAUCUAGGCGAACGUCAAGAAUGUUUCUCGACUUUGUACGAUAUGAUCGAGCACUAUCGACAUAAUGUUAACGAACUUCGAGAGAAAAAUAAUGAAAUUAUUGAACUCACUGUACCGAUUCUUGCUCAGAUGCCGACACUUGAAAAAUAUUAUCAUGGUCCGAUAUCUCAUUCUCAAACGGAAUCGAUUUUAAAUGCAUGCGAUCAGAUAGGUCUCUUUCUCGUACGGGAUUCGGAAACAAUUCCAGGCGACUAUGUCAUUUGUGUCAAAACACAACAUGGUAUUUCAAAUAUAAAAAUCAAAUGUGUCAAUGGUGAAUGGUUUCUCGAUGGCAAAGGUCAACGUGAACAAAUCGAUCGUUUUAAAUCAUUAGACGACUUAAUACAUUUCUAUUUAAAACAUAACAUCCUCGUUGCAACCAACGGUGCAGCGUUUCGUUUAGUACAACCGUGCACGGCGAACUGGUUUCAUGCACGUGACAUUCAUCAGCGUUGUGAGCAUUUAUCAAAAUUAGUUGCCACUCAACAUGGACAUCGAACAGGCUUUAGUUUGGAAUUUGAGUUGUUGAACCAACAAUCAGAAUAUAAAUCACUGAUGUACCAUAAACGGCACGGAGAGAAAGCAGAUAAUCGACCAAGAAAUCGAUUUAAGAAUAUUUUACCUUACGAUGAAACACGAGUUAUUCUUAAAAAUUAUCCUGUCACUGAUUACAUCAAUGCCAAUCGAAUUCGUCCGCCUAUUGAAAGUCUCGGACGAGAAUACAUUGCAACGCAAGGACCGUUGCCAGCAACACUCAAUGAUUUCUGGCACAUGGUCCAACAGGAAACAGUUCGGUGUAUCGUCAUGAUUACUCGAGAAACUGAAGGCAUGAAAAAUAAAUGUGCACGAUAUUGGCCUGAAGUAUAUACAGUCAAAACUUACGGUUCUGUAACAGUUGAAAACUUAAAUGAAUCAAACUAUGGCCCCGCUCAAACUCCCAAUAGUACAUCACGUGCUCUUCGAUCAUUACCAUCAGCUGGCCAUCAACUACCUCAACAACCAUCGAAUGAUGAUGAUUGUUACUAUCGUUUGCGUACACUGAAAAUUACGACCGAGGAGGGUCGAAGUUGGGAAAUACUUCAUUGGCAAUAUUUAGCCUGGGGAGAUCAUGGCUCACCGCUGGUAUCAAAUCAACAGGAUAAUGUUCAAUUGGGUGUUCUUCUUGAGUUCUUCGAAAAAAUCGGUCGUUCCAAUCCAACAGCAGCUGAACCAUGUACAUCCCCGAUGAUCGUUCAUUGCAGUGCAGGUAUUGGCCGAUCGGGUGCAACGAUUGCCAUUGAUAUGAUACUCAAUCGAAUUCGUGCAGAAGGCUUUGAUAUUGAAAUUGAAAUACCUGGUCUCAUAACACACAUUCGUUCACAACGAUCAGGUCUUGUUCAAACUGAACGACAAUAUGAAUUUAUUUAUCGAGUGAUUGAAUAUUUUAUUGAGCAACAUAUGAAACAAUCUUCAUAUCCACCAGAGUAUAUGAACAUGAGAUGA
Molecule: messenger RNA, 1722 nt
Organism: Adineta ricciae
Lineage: Eukaryota; Metazoa; Rotifera; Eurotatoria; Adinetida; Adinetidae
Source: the annotation of a GenBank genome assembly